AUGGAACCUGUUCGAUUCAAGCCUAAUAUCAUUGUGAGUGGGACACCUGGGUGUGGGAAAUCAACCACAUGCGAGCUUUUGUCUAGAAGAUUACCAGAAUACACUUACUACAACAUCAGCGAUUUUGCUAAAGAACAUGACUGUUAUGAUGGGUACGACGAUGCGCGUAAAUCUAACAUAGUCGAUGAUGAUAAGUUACUCGAUGAACUUGAGCCUUUGCUAAGGAAAGGUGGAUGUAUAAUAGACUGGCACGUCAAUGAUGUUUUCCCAGAGAGAUUAGUAGAUCUAGUAGUGGUAUUGAGAUGUGACAACGGUAUACUUUACGAUAGAUUAAACAAGAGAGGCUACCACAAUGCCAAGAUUGAGGAGAACAUGGAUGCAGAAAUUAUGGGUGUGGUGUUGCAGGAUGCGCAUGAUAGUUAUGCUCAAGAGAUUGUUGUUGAAUUGCAAAGUGACACAACUGAAGAGAUGGACAAAAACGUCGAUCGUAUCAUUGCAUGGCAAGAGAUUUGGUUAAAACAGCACAAAAAGGGUGUAACAAACGAAUUGGACGAUGGUGUAGCUGACGAAGCUGUCGAAGAGGACGAAGAGGACGAAGAGGACGAUCACGAUGAGCCAUCUACUUCAGAAGAAUAA
Kluyveromyces lactis is the source of this 636-nucleotide messenger RNA. It is a transcript of the gene FAP7, whose product is annotated as nucleoside-triphosphatase. Gene Ontology annotation, cellular component: nucleus; cytoplasm. The record is from RefSeq and is a predicted model, not a curated record. NCBI's taxonomy places the organism in Eukaryota, Fungi, Ascomycota, Saccharomycetes, Saccharomycetales, Saccharomycetaceae. Gene Ontology annotation, molecular function: ATP binding; AMP kinase activity; ATP hydrolysis activity. Bases 1 to 636 code for a protein of 211 amino acids. The transcript has a single exon.